AUGUCUGGUGCACGGAAUGUAGUUGAUAUCGUGAACUUUGUUAACAAUAUACCGCUGAUAACCCGUAUUGAACCACGUACUGGUGACACUCUUCUCAAAGUUCCUGCGAGCACUUUCGUCCUCAAAAUGAUAGAGAAAUGCGUCAUGGUCUUUGCUGCACGGAAAUAUCGGUGCGUACGAUUUUUUCACAACAGAGUGCUCAGUGAAAGCAUGUUCAACCUGCUCGCGGCCAGAGAGGGCGAACACUUUUCGGAAUGUGCUGAUCGGAAGCACUCAUCACGAACUCGUCUGCGCAUAACAUAA
Micromonas pusilla CCMP1545 is the source of this 303-nucleotide messenger RNA. RefSeq lists its product as uncharacterized. Bases 1 to 303 code for a protein of 100 amino acids. The record is from RefSeq and is a predicted model, not a curated record. The transcript has a single exon. Lineage: Eukaryota; Viridiplantae; Chlorophyta; Mamiellophyceae; Mamiellales; Mamiellaceae.